CGCCAUCCAUGUUGUACAGCUGCACAGUUGGAUUAAAACUUCACUGUGCUUACCUGCCAGCAGAUUCUCCAGCUGUGCAUUGUCAGCUCUCAGAGUGGGGACUGUGCUUCCCAGUACUGCACGGGGAAGGCAAAGAUGCUGUCACAGACUAUGAUUUGAUCCAAUCUCAUAAGCCAAACCAGGCAGGGUCUUGUCAGUCCUUGGAUAGGAGAGAACAUAAGAACGGCCCUACUGGAUCAGACCAAAGGUCCAUCUAGCCCAGUAUCCAGUCUUCCAACAGUGGCCAAUGCCAGGUGCCCCAGAGGAAAUGAACAGAACAGGUGACUUUUAAAAUGAGCAUCGAUUUGAGACGCUACAUCCCUGCCAUUCUGGUGGCGCUGGCUGUGUCUUCAUCCAUCGUCUUCAUUCUCAGCCUGGUGAGGAUCCAGAAUGUUUCCUUACCUCCUAACAACAAGUACGGGAUGGUGUUCGACGCGGGCUCAUCCCACACCUCUCUGUUCGUCUACCAGUGGACAUCUGACAAAACGAAUGACACUGGAGUGGUCAGCCAGAUGUUAUCCUGUAAUGUCCAAGGACCUGGCAUAUCAAGCUACGCCAGUGACCCUCCCAAAGCUGGUGAGUCCCUCCGGAGCUGUCUAGAGGAUGCCCUGAAGGUCAUUCCUGAUGAGAGGCAGAGGGAGGUACCAGUUUACCUUGGAGCUACAGCAGGCAUGAGGCUGCUGAGCAUGAAAAACAAAUCAGCUGCAGACCUGGUCCUGAAUGAAGUUGCUAAGAGUAUACAACAGUAUCCUGUGAAUUUCCAUGGGGCUCGGAUCAUUACAGGGGCAGAGGAAGGCGCCUAUGGCUGGAUCACCAUCAACUAUCUGCUGGACUCCUUCACCAAGUAUUCUCCCAGACAACGUGACUGGAUCCAUCCUCAAUCAGCCAAGAUCCUGGGUGCACUGGACCUUGGAGGAGCAUCGACCCAAAUCAGCUUUAUCCCCCUUGGUCCAAUUACCGACCAGACAAAAGCCUCUAAGUUCAUGCUCUAUGGGUUUAACUACACUAUCUACACACACAGCUAUCUCUGCUAUGGACAGAAUCAGGCGCUGAAGCAGCUGAUCCUGAAAAUAACAGAAAACAUGAUGGUCCAGGGCUCUGUUAAUCACCCUUGCUACCCUGAAGGAUACCAGGAAACCAUCAAAGCAGCUUCCAUUCACAGCAUCCCCUGCACGGCCUCUCAUCUGCAGACCCUGUCCCAAGCCUCCUGGAACGCCACGCUGGUGGGCACAGGGAAUGCCACUGAGUGCCGUAUGGCCAUCAAACAGAUCUUCAACUUCACGGCAUGUGGCCAGAGUCAGUCCUGCACAUUCGAUGGGAUCUACCAGCCCCCGGUCAACGGGGAGUUCUUUGCCUUCUCUGCCUUUUACUACACCUUCAGCUUCCUCAACCUGACCAGUGGGCAGCCCCUGGCCAUUGUCGAGGACACUGUCCAGAAGUUCUGUGCAAGAAAUUGGACAGACUUGAAAUCCAGCUACCCCAAAGAGAAAGAUCAAAGGCUGCGAGAGUACUGCGCCAACGCCAACUACAUCCUGGUGCUCCUGCUCGACGCCUACAAAUUCAACCAAAGCAGCUGGAGCAGCAUCAAGUUCCAGAUGAAGGCUGCGGACACGGACAUUGGCUGGGCCCUGGGCUACGUGCUGAACCUCACCAACAUGAUCCCGGCGGAGGCCCCCGAACAAGUGAAAGGGCAGCAGCGUGGGCUCUGGGCCGCCACCAUCUUCUUCAUCGUCCUGACGCUGGCUUUCUGCCUUGUUGGCUUGCUCAUACACUUCCUGGGAUAGGAGCCGUUCAGCAGGAGCAGAUGGCCAGGGCUUCAGCACCUUGCACCCGCCUCUAAUGAGAGGCCUUAGACACCCUGUUAAAUGGAGACUUGAGGGGUGGGCACCCCCAGAACAUAACUGACCCCACAGCAAGAUUUAAACUAGGCCCUAUAUCGCACGAGGAGUUGGAGCCACUACCCCUUGAGGCUGGAGUUUUCAAGGUAUUUAGCCACCUAAAGAUGCUGAUAGGCACCGAGUGGGAUUUUUUUCAAAAGCAUUUAAGUGCCUAACUUAAAGUUUUUCACACAACUCACAGUCAACCUGUGGAACUCCUUGCCAGAGGAUGUUGUGAAGGCCAAGACUAUAACUGGGUUAAAAAAAGAACUAGAUAAAUUCAUGGAGGAUAGGUCCAUCAAUGGCUAUUAGCCAGGAUGAGCAGGGAUGGUAUCCCUAACCUGUUUGCCAGAAGCUGAGAAUUGGUGACAGGGAAUGGAUCACUUGAUCAUUACCUGUUUUGUUCAUUCUCUCUGGGGCACCUGGCAUUGGCCACUGUCGGUAGACAGGAUACUGGGCUAGAUGGACCUUUGGUCUGACCCAGCAUGGCCGCUCUUAUGUUUUUGUGUUCUUAUGAACUCCACUUGGUUUCAGUAGGAGUUAGGAGCUUAGGUACUUUUGAAAAUCCCAUUAGGUGCCUAACUGCAUCUUCAGCUGCCUAAAUACCUGUAAAAAUCUGGCCCUCGUGCCCCUAGCUGCAACCCAGGUUCACAAGCCUCUUACAUGAACCCAUCAGUGGAGGGAGCAAGAGUAGAGCGGGGCACUAUUUUUCAGAUGAAUAUGGUUUAUUAGCUGAAAAAUCAACCCAAAACUAUUUGUGAAUUUGACACAAAUUUGCUGAAUAAUUUUGGCCAAAAACAAAAAAACAAAAUUGGGCUGGAGUCACCAGAGGCUUAAGUGCCAUUCGCCAGACAGCUGGAGGAGGAGCUGGCUUCCAACCACCUCUGCACUGCGAGGUCAGCGCACUCCCCUGCAAUGUGGGAGAUGCAAGUUCAAUUCCGCCUGCUGUAGAGUGGGGAAUGCACUUGGGUCUCCUGCUCACAGAGGAGUGUGCUUACCACCAGGCUACAGGAUAUUUUGGUGUGGGACUUGAAACUGCUUAUUCUGUUCAUUCCCUCUGAAGCACCUGGUACUGGCCACUGUCAGCAGACAGGGCACCCUGUUAAAUGGAUGGACCCUUCAUCUGACCCAGUAUGGCCAUUCUUAUGUUCUUAUGAAACACUGUCACUUUGUACAACAUACUUGAAUAACAUCGGCGGCAGAUAUCGUACGCAGGGGGAGGCUGUGGCUCCCCAAACAGCCUAGCGUUGUCCAGCUCAUGUUCCACCCCCAAGCCAGGCCCCCUCCUGCGGUUCCCAGCGCUCUGCCCUGGCUGGCCCAGGCUGGCUUGCCUGCCUCCCACAAGGACUCAGGGUGGCUGGUGCUAGGGCCGUGCUGCCCUGCGCUCUGGGGCUGGCCACCUGGCGCUGGGGCUGGGGGCCGUGGCAGGGGUGCUCUGGGAUCUUGCAAGGGAGAAGGGCGGGGGGGGGGGUGGAGACGGGGAGGCAGGGGGCCUUGGGCACAAGGGGAGGAGCCAGGGGCUAGCCUCCCCCAUCAGCCGGGUCACUGGCUGCCCAUGCUUCAAUAGUCAGUGGGUGAGAGAGAGAGACCAGCACAGACUGACAACAUAGUCCAGUGGUUAGGGCACUCACCUAGCAAUAGAUGAGGCCCAAGUCCCUGCUCCAAUAAAUAUUUAUACACAGUGGAAAAGGUUCAGCAUCUGCUACUGAGAGACCCCCACGUCGGUGGCGAGGGCCCUUUCCUGUAACGGUGGGGAGACCUGAGUUCAAAUCUUUAGCCCAUCUCAGGUGGAGUGGGGGAGUCAGACACAUUCUCCCACAUCCUAACUCCUGGGCUAAAAGUUGUAAGAAGGAGUCCUCUUCUGCUGGCCAUUGUGUGAAUCUAGCCUGAACAAUUUAACAAUGCCUGAAAACAAAGCAUUUGGGGUCAAUCCAAACAAUGGACAUUUUUGAUUCACUGGAAUGUUUGGGUUCAGCUUGAGCAAAACCAUAUUUCUGCGGGUUUCUUCAAUCGUUUGGAACUUCCAGCGAUCUGAGAAGAAUCAGUUAUUCACUGAGCUCUAACAUGAGUCCCACGCUCUCCCACUGCAGGGCACAUAAAUACAUUGUCCUGACUGGCUCUAGCGACUGUUUUUUAACAAACAUUCUUGGGAGGGGCACACCUGCAAAACCAUAUCUCUCCCUCUGCUCCCACCCAUAGGGAUUCGGGGCUGCUGAGGGACUCAUGCUGCUAGCCCUCCCUUGCACUGUGGGUGCACUGGUAAAUGGUCCAGUAAUUCAUGCUAAGGGCAGUACAUUGCCAUGUCAGGCUUUGCCAGGACCGAGAGGUCCUAGCAGCUAGGAAGGCAUCACCUGAGUCUGCAGCGGUUAAAUGAGAUCCAAGCCCUAGCUCUGGUCUCUGGUAAAUUUAGAACUGACAUCUGCCCGAUCCUGCAUUUGAUAUAACUUUAAUGAGACUUUUCCACUGGCACAUUAAUUAAAAGGUGAAUUGAGUGUUCAAGUGUUAGUGAGAAUUAGCAGCUAUAUCAGAAUAACAGUUGGAGUCUUCCCAAAGGGAGUCUGUUCCCACCUCCGUCCCCAGGGGGUUUUCCCAGGAGCCCCUUUGAGUGUGAGGAGAUGAGAGCUCCUCAGGAUGUGAAGGAUAAUGGGGAAAACCCCUUCAGUGGUCUCUUGGCCUAGGAUCAAGGAGUACCCGGUUCCACCCUUGUGUACCAGUCAAAUCCAGUUCAUCCCCAGUAGCUUUCCUCCCAGGCUCUGCUCGAUACCCCAGGGGGGUGGGAGGACUGUCCCCCAAAAAUCUUUAAAUAAGUCAGUAAUGAGAGCCCUGGGAUUUUUGCUCUUGGUUGGAUGUUUGAAGGUUGUCCUCUUUGAUAAUUCUAAUGGGAGAAAUUCAACCCCACACAAGGUCUCUGCACCAAAGAAAUCCGGCCAGGGCUCCAGUGGUAUACAAGUCUUUCCCUGGCCCAUGCACUGGAGUACAUUUCAUCCUAUUUCUUCUCUGCCUGUAACAUCAUCUCCAUCACUGUCUUCCAUCACCUGCCUUCAUUUUCUGUCCAGUUCUGUGAUUUGUUUCCUAAUCAAUAUUUCUGUUGCGAAUGCUAGGCCCUGGGUUUUACUUUCUAUGGAGAAAGCACAGAAACUUUGAAUUUAUUCCUACUUUAUUUCAUUAGCAAAGUAAUUGUUACAGGAAGCAGAGAAGAGAAACUGUUAUGUGGUCUGUGAAAGUAAAUGCCUGUCAUUCUGAGGCAUUAGAAACAAUCAAUGUAUCUAAAAGCUCUGACAUGGCACCUUCUGGGCUUCGGCUCAGUCUGAAGCCUGGACUGCAGGCAGAUUGUUGGGUGCCAUGAACUGCUGCUUUCACAGAGAUGAGAAAGACUACAAACCUUCCCAAGGUAAUCAACAGUGGAAGCUCAUCUUGCCAGAGUGCAUAUGCUGCAUGGCUCCAGAGUGCCCUGCACAUCUGCAAUGUGUCAUCAUUGUUAAACGGGUCAAAAGGAAGCCAUCAAUGGAAUCCCCAUCCCAUCCCAGACUGACUGACAGGAUUGUGGGUGUGUCCGUGUCUGCACGGCUCUUGGACCAACAGCCUAGCUGAGAACAAGGAUAGGCUGAAGAAAAGUAACUGCUGUGCACAGAUCUCAAUACAAGGAUCCCCACAGGGCGGGGUCACUGUGCCGUCAUGCGCUGAAUGGCCACCUGGGAAGGCUUCUUACUGCUGCCCAGAGAGUGGUGGCCUCCAAACUGUGGCCAUCUUAGAGCUGCUACUAGCAAAAUCCCCUACAGCUCUCCAAACCCAGGAGUCCACAGCAGGGGGAUCCAGCCGGCCCCGUCCUCUCUGGGCCUGCCUGGGUGAAGAUGCUGAGGCAGCUGUGGAAUCAUUUGCUGCACUAUUGGUGACCCCGAUGAGAACUCGGGCGUGGAGUUGGCUUUGCUGACUCACUCUUUUAAAUGGCAUUGCAGGCAUUUCCACUUAGCCCCUUUGGCAGUCCAGGGCUGCCAGUCAUAUGUCAUUGCUCUGUCUGAACUUCAGGGAAUUCUGUCACCCACGGCAGGUGCUGAUCCUAAGGAUGGUCAAGUGUGAAGAAUAUGUCCGUGAAGUUGGUUUGGAUGGGUGGGUGGCUGGAGGUUAAAUGAUAUUCUGUGUAACAUGGCCCAAGAGAUUGAUUCCAAAAUCAUUUCAAUGCUCAGGAAAGUUUCCCUGCCACUGAUACAUUGAGGAGGUCAGGGCCAGCUCCUUCUUGGCAGGGAAGCUUGACUACACUCCACAUUCAAGAACAUGUAUUUUGUUGGUUGUGUGGACAAUUGUUUGCUUGCAAGCUUCCUUUGAAAUUGCUGCACACCCAUGCGUCACUACACUGUGUGUGCCCUCCGUGUAGCAUAGCACAGCAAGUUCAGUCUUUGUUCGAUUACUGGGAACCAAACAUGAGGAGCUGCUAAGACCCAGUGCACUCAGUAUUAGCCCUUGAGAAAAGCCAGCUAUACCAGGCCUCCACAUUCAAAGUAAGAGGAGACGUGUGGCCCCAGACAAAGAACACUGAAUUCCUGAUGGGAGGCUGUCACCCAGCGGCCCGUUGGUGGUUCACUUCUCUGUGUCAGCUGCUCAACAGGCCUGACAUACUCACUACACCUAACACGCUGGUGUCAGGAUAUUUACCCAAAAGGUGGCACGAAAUAUGCCCUUGGACAACUAAUAACUCACUAUAGCCUUAUCAGUAAUAUUCUGAUGGUUGUACGAUCAACCUGCAAAAGCUUAUACAGUGGUGCUGGACUCAUGACUCAAAUGUAUUUAAACCAGGCAUGUCAAGGAGAGUUAAUAAACCGGUUCCCGACCCCCGCCCCCAAAAAAGGAAUGUGGUUCCGCCUGCAUGACUGGGUCUCCAUACAGAUGGAACAAGGUGUGACCAAAGACAAAGAGAAGCACAUCUGCCUGGCAGGCAAACAAAGCCAUCAGGAGAGCAAGUGGGGAAAACAUGAGCACAAAACAAUCUCAGCAGGAGAUGGAGCCUGCACCCCCAGGGAGCCUUCCUGUCUCUGGCAGCAGGGUCAGUGACCUGUGAGAGAGACUUUUCAAAGGUUUACUGGCCUAUAAGAGAGGGGCAGAGAACUUUCCAUGAUCCUUCACCUGAGGCAACAAGGCAAACCAGCGGCUGGGACUCUGGGGGAUACUGGCUCAGAACCAGUCAGCCAUCACUGGAAAAGGAAGCUUGGUGAGGAAAUUAACUUGAACAAAGACCAUGGCUUGUUAAGCCAAAUUUUAGCUUUUAUCUUUAUCCUUUGUACUUGAACUCACUUCAAACCUGGCUUUGUAACUGAAUAAACUGUUUUACUUUUUAUCCAAA
Messenger RNA from Caretta caretta (loggerhead turtle), 7251 nucleotides. RefSeq names its product ectonucleoside triphosphate diphosphohydrolase 8. The record is from RefSeq and is a predicted model, not a curated record. Lineage: Eukaryota; Metazoa; Chordata; Testudines; Cheloniidae. Gene Ontology annotation, molecular function: GDP phosphatase activity; UDP phosphatase activity; ribonucleoside triphosphate phosphatase activity. Gene Ontology annotation, cellular component: plasma membrane. Gene Ontology annotation, biological process: nucleoside diphosphate catabolic process.